Molecule: messenger RNA, 7649 nt
Organism: Lagopus muta (rock ptarmigan)
Lineage: Eukaryota; Metazoa; Chordata; Aves; Galliformes; Phasianidae
Gene: SLC7A2
Product: solute carrier family 7 member 2
Exons: 12
Coding region: 222-2189 (655 amino acids)
Biological process (GO): transmembrane transport; amino acid transport
Cellular component (GO): plasma membrane
Molecular function (GO): amino acid transmembrane transporter activity
Source: RefSeq, a predicted model, not a curated record
UAGUUUGUGUAGGCUUUACAGACUGUGAAGUAUCCAGUGCAGUUUUAAAGACUAACGGAAACUUUCCAAAAGGAGACUUUGCCCCUUGCACUGUGUUUGUAGAUAAAAGUUUUUUUAGACCAAACUUGUGCUGCUAAGAAGAGCCUAGCACCAGAUGGCUGUUAAAUGGUCCUGAUCAUCUGUCUAUCCAACUGAAUUCAUACCAGAGCUCUCCAUCCACCAUGUUGCCCUGUGGUCCAGCUUUGACCUUUGUUCGGUGCCUGGUGCGUAAGAAGAAUGUCAAGGGGGAAGGUCUUGAGGACUCGUUGUGCCGAUGCUUAUCUACGCUGGACCUUAUAGCACUGGGAGUUGGAAGUACCCUUGGUGCUGGUGUCUAUGUCCUUGCUGGAGAAGUUGCCAAAUCUAAUUCUGGACCUAGCAUUGUUGUUUCCUUCCUCAUUGCUGCCCUGGCAUCUGUGAUGGCGGGUCUCUGCUAUGCUGAGUUUGGUGCUCGUGUUCCCAAGACUGGUUCAGCAUAUUUGUAUACUUACGUAGCUGUUGGUGAACUGUGGGCCUUUAUCACUGGUUGGAAUCUCAUUUUAUCCUAUGUUAUAGGUACAUCGAGUGUAGCAAGAGCCUGGAGUGGCACCUUUGAUGAACUUCUUGGGAAACAGAUUGGUCACUUCUUCAGAACGUACUUCAAAAUGAAUUACCCUGGUCUGGCAGAGUAUCCUGACUUCUUUGCUGUAUUCCUUAUAUUGCUCUUGUCAGGUUUGUUAUCAUUUGGAGUAAAAGAAUCUGCCUGGGUGAAUAAAAUUUUCACGGCUAUUAACAUCUUGGUCCUACUCUUUGUAAUGAUUUCUGGUUUUGUGAAAGGAGAUGUUGACAACUGGAGAAUAAGUGAAGAAUAUCUCAUAAACCUUUCUGCAAUAACAGAGAAUUUUUCAUCUUACAAGAAUGUGACAAGUAUAUAUGGGAGUGGUGGCUUUAUGCCAUAUGGUUUCACAGGAACACUGGCUGGUGCUGCAACCUGUUUUUAUGCUUUUGUAGGAUUUGACUGCAUUGCAACAACUGGGGAAGAGGUCAAGAAUCCUCAGAAAGCCAUACCCAUUGGAAUUGUGGUGUCCUUGCUCGUUUGCUUCAUGGCCUAUUUUGGAGUUUCAGCUGCACUGACUCUUAUGAUGCCAUAUUAUCUGCUAGAUGAGAAAAGUCCUCUGCCAGUAGCAUUUGCAUAUGUUGGAUGGGGUCCUGCAAAAUAUGUUGUAGCAGUGGGAUCCCUCUGUGCUUUGUCUACAAGUCUUCUUGGAUCCAUUUUCCCAAUGCCACGUGUAAUCUAUGCUAUGGCGAAGGAUGGGUUGCUUUUCAAAUGUCUAGCUCAAAUCAAUUCCAAAACGAGGACCCCACUAGUUGCUACUCUAUCGUCUGGUGCAGUAGCAGCUAUUAUGGCAUUUCUGUUUGACCUGAAGGCUUUAGUGGACAUAAUGUCUAUUGGCACACUUCUUGCUUAUUCACUUGUGGCAACCUGUGUCCUCAUUCUUAGGUACCAACCCAGUUUAACCUAUGAGCAACCCAAAUAUUCUCCAGAAAAAAUAGCCUUGGCUGCAUCAGAAAGAGAAUCUGCUGUAAGUGAGUCACAGAUAAAUAUGAUACAGGAGAGUCACUUCAGUCUUCAGACUCUGAUUAAUCCAUCCAGUUUACCUACAGAACAGACUGCAACUACUGUUAACUGUUUAGUGGGUCUGUUAGCUUUCUUGGUUUGUGGCUUGAGUGCUCUCGCUACAUAUGGGAUUCAUUUCAUUGCUAACUUGGAGCCCUGGAGUACUGGCCUUCUUGCUGCAUUGGUGGUGUUCUUCAUAAUUACCAUUCUGCUCAUCCAAAGGCAGCCUCAGAACCAGCAGAAAGUGGCCUUUAUGGUUCCAUUAUUGCCAUUUUUACCAUCACUCAGUAUCCUGGUAAAUAUUUAUCUAAUGGUACAAUUAAGUGCAGACACUUGGAUCAGGUUUAGCAUCUGGAUGGCACUUGGCUUCAUUAUUUAUUUUACUUAUGGCAUCAGGCACAGUCUUGAAGGUCAUCACAGUGAUGGAGAUGAAGAUUCUUGUUCGGAAAAUAGUGGGUUGCAAGAAAAGAACCCUGUGGAAGAAAUGGAUGAACCUGAAAGUGCAAAUGAAAGCGAUAAAUUUCUUGCACGUGAAAGGACAAGUGAAUGUUAAUUUAUGUAAACAAUCAAGUCUUUUAAACCUUUAAUUGAUAUUUUACUUGUGGACUGAAAUUUCAAAAGCUUUCUGCCAACAUUGUUCCUCUUGAAAGUGUUUACUACAAGGCCUGACUGAUGCUUUGGACAAGCUGCUAAUCCAUCUUCAUCAUUUCAGAACUGACAGCAUGGAAGUUAAUAUUUAAAUGAAACAAACAAACAAGAGAAGUACUCUUUUGCAAGCAGAAAUCUGGAUGUAUUGUUUGAACUGAUGUACAAAGUUGCUGGCAAUUACAAAAUAUGAAGAAUACUUGCAAGAAGUUCAGAAUAUUUUACACUGCAUUGUGAACACAGUGCCUUUUACAUGUCCUCCUUAUUUCUGUUACAUGGUCUGGUGUCCCAAAUAACAAUGCAACUAAAUCAGUAGUAAAAUACCAGGUACUAUUUUUUGUUGCUACAGAAAUCUCAUGGGAGAAAAAUUGAAGAUACCCUGGAAAAUAUUUCCAAAACAAAUGAUAAAUUGACAGACCUGAUGCUUUGCAAAAAGUAGAAGAUCAUGAAUUUAUAUAAAAAUGGUAAAGAAAGAAUUGCUUACCCUUACUAAUUAGUAGCCAUUAAGAACUGAAAUAGAGAAGAUCCUUUAAAGGCUUUAUUUCCCUCUAAAUGCUGUUCAGGAUUUUCACUUCUGUCUUACAUGAAUUCUUUUCACUUCAGAGAUGCUCUUUAUAUAAAAUAAUACUUCCAAGAGGGAUUUUGUUGUUUUCUGCAAAAACUUCUCUUCAGAAAAAUUAUGCCCCAAAUCCCUACCUUCUUUUCAGAUAGAAGGGGAGCUGAAAAAAAAACACCAAACCCAGGCUUUGGAAGGAAUGCUUUUCGAAGUAGUAUUUCAGUACUUCACCGAGUCAUAAAAAUAUGUUAGCACAACAAUUUUUUGUGAACCAAAUCUAAACCUACAAAUCCAUUCAUGUGAGUAGGCUGUCUAAAUGCUAACUUAUGUAUGUAAAGAACCAAAUAACUGCAAUAGUGUUGUGUGAACCAUUGUUUUAAAGAUAGUGAAAAUGGACACUGUUCUUUCAACAUAAAAGUCACAUUACUUAAGAAGGGCACCCAGACAUUUUAACCAUUUUUCUCAGCGUAUAAUAGUCUUCAAUCCCUUGAAGGAUUCCACAAUAGGAAAUUAUUUUGCAAGAAGUCACUUAUAAAAAUAACUUCCCUAAAGUACAGGAGAAUUGUUUUGUACUUUUGUACUUUGUCAUGGAAAGUUUUAAUCUGAAGCAUAAUAUUGCCAGUAAUAAUCAUUGGUAUUAAUCUCCAUUGUUAGCUACAAAACAUUUUAUAUCCUGUCAGAAUGAUGUUGGUUGACAGUGAAAAGCACCUUUUUAUAAUAGCUGGAAUUGAAAAAAAAAAAAAACAAAACCCACAAAAAAACUAGAAAAGAAAAAAAGAAGAAAAAAAGCAGACCAGUUAAGCUGCUUCUGUCUCUCUGUUUCUGUCUUUUUCACAGUGAUAGAUUCUUGCUUUUUAAACUGAAAAUGAGUUUUGUUGUUGUAAGCCUAAAUGUAGAAGGCAGAAAGAAGAGUGCUUCUUGAUAGAGAAUCUUGGAAUGUGCUGAUACCCCAUGGAAGAAUGAGUUUGUAGUUUAAAGCCUGAUGCAUUUCUUCCCAGUUUGAACUGGGAGGAGAGCAUUUUUUGCAGCACAGGUGAUUUGGCAGGGAUUUGUACUAGUUGCACUAGUGGCCUCUGCUGGCUGCUCAGCUCAAGGAGCAGCAAUCUGAAAAGAUCUUCACCACUAUUUGUCUUCUGUGGCAUAUUCCUGGUUUUAUAGCAAUCCAGAGGAAAUCACCAGAAAAGAUUUGCUAGAAGACCAAAGCAGAGCACUUGUAGGUGCCUGUGUUUUUCUUUCAAAAUACAGGAUAAUGAGUACACAACAGGAAAACCACCUACCUUUUAACUGAUGUUCCAGCAUGUGCAGCUGUUGUCCUAAGGACCAUUGUUCUAAAGUCUGGUGGUCCCUAAAAAUGGAUGAAACAGAGGAUGAAGAGAAACUGUAGAGUAAGUGACAAUGCAGUCCUGUUUCUUAAUGUAUCAUACUCCAUCCUAAUACUGAUAAGUUAUAGCCACUUCUUUGCACAGUUUGUUUUACAAGAUGUUGUUAAAGAAACACUAAAAUGUCCUAGUAAAGUAAUACAAGUAGAUUAUAGUCUAUGUAAAAUGUUCUGUUGAAAGAACUAGAUAGUAAUCUUCAGUGCUUAGAACAGUGCUUGGACCAAUUGAUAAGUUUCAGAACCUUUCUUCAAUGAAAGGAAGAGCCGUCUGUGUCGGUUGGAUCUGCCAUUGGAAUUGUAUUUCUCAACUGGGGCCCAUUGUUACGAAAAAGUGACAAAAGAACUAUGUGUUCUUGUUUAAAACAGAAGAUAUUUAUGACUUUUUAGGCUCCAGUGAGGUAAUCUUGACAGACUAAAACAAAUGUUUUAUUAAAAAAAGAUAAAAGAAUGUUUUUGAUACCAUUGGUGUUUGAAGUAGAAAUACUGAUGCUUUUCCUGAUUUGUAACUACUCUGUCAAGAGCACAACUUCUUCGGUGGCUAUUUUUUAGAGGGCAUCCUUAUCCGUCCUUCCCAGUUGCAAUUUUGUCCUGCUGUUAGGACAAGCCUGCAGUGCUCAGUUGAACCUUUUGCACAGUAUUUUUACAAGCCUACAAUGGAAGACAGCUCUUUUAAAUUCUUUACACAUCUUGGUGUGUGGGAAGCAGAGACUUUUUUCUAAAGAUGCUGGUGCCACAGAGCAGGCAAGUCAGGCUCCUGGGUUGCAAACUGUGGCUGUUCUGUGAUGUGCAAGGAAGAUCCCAUUCCCUCCCAGCACCAUCAUAUAGAACGAAUGUGUGCCUGCCUGUCUAUAUGCUUGCAUCGAUCUGACAUUAGCCCAUAGUGAUUUUGAUGUACUGAUUAGAGUAAUUUCUAUAUUGCACUGGAAUUUUCUUUGAAGGGAUACUGUCAAUGUAAGGAACUUAUGACUAAAGUCAGCACUAGCUAAGGCUUUUGGAGAUAAACGAGAGAAAUUUUUCAGCGUAUAUGUAUUUUGUACAGUGUUUUUCCCCUCAUUACUGUAUUAUUAGUCCCCCAUAGUUACAGUAGUUAAUUAUAUGAAAAUAAUGUGAUUGUUACAAAUGCUGUGAGGAAGACUGGGAGCAGCUGCAGCAGAGGAACUAUCCAGUUAACUAAUGAGAUAUAAAACAAAGGAAAAUCAUUGGCUAUUCUCAGUUGCUUUGACUGCACAAGGCUUUUUUAUAUGAGUGUAUAGUUAAUGCCAUUAAUAAUCCAUGGCUAAGAACACUGUAAGCCAGAAGUGAGAUAUUCAUGCUAAUUUUGAUGUGCAUUUGUAUGUGUAAUCUUGAAAUUCCAGAUGCUUUUCUGGGAUGUUAGUGGAGCAGGCCCUGUGAAACACAGCCAUGCUGCUUCUUAUGCAGGGAGCAUGUGUGAAACAAAGCCCAAUUUUGUUCUCGUGUUUGCUAUAUUUGCCAAGAGAGCAGCUGAAAGCACAAGUCCAUUGGAACUAAAUUGUUAUUUUUUAACAUACUCAUAGUUGUUGGUACUGUAAAUUCUUCUGUGCAGAUAAUGAUGGUAUGUAUUAAUAUAUAUAUAUUAAUGGGGGUAGCUUUUUUUGCUUUAUGGAAAUAAAUCCUUGAAAAACUAUAUUUGCAUUGGUACACUUGGGAUAUGCCUUUAGAUAUAGGAAUUAUUUUUAUCAGAUUUAGGAAAAUAAAUCAAGGUAUAUUUAAGAGAGAACAAGUAAAUCUUUGUUCUCCCAUAAGGAGGCAUAACAGUUAUAAAACAUUUCUGCAUAAUUCACAUUACCUAAGGUGACCUUUAUGCAGUAUUCCAAAUUCUAGUCCUAAUUUUGCAAAAGGAAAUGUUAUGAGGUAUCUUAGAUUUCAUUGUCUGUUAUCCAGGACAAAACUAUUCUGUUAAUAACAGCAUGCUUCUUCCUGCACAACAAAUACGAGCUAGAUUCCCAAAACCUGUCACACUGUGUUUAGGUCACCUUGUAUUAAGGCCGUGUAUACUGCCUACUGUCAGAGAAUAAAGAUCAGUACUAGCAGUACAGGGUUACUUAUCUAUAUUCUUAUGAACUUGAAUAUGCCAUGCAGAAACUUUAAAUGAUACAAUUAAUUUAGAAACAAAAUAUGGUAAAGCUUAUAUAUAUAUAUAUAUAUAUAUUUCUGUAUUUUAUUAGAUGAUGAAUGUAAAAUUCUAGCCGCCUUUUUCCCAAAGUUUAUGGAAGGAUAUACAACUAUUUUAGAAAUAAAAUGCAUACUAUUUUCAUGGAGAUUUUUAGUAAGUGCCAAGAUCAGAUGUCCUGCAAGCAUCCCAGCUUGGGUGAGAUCCUGACAGUGCAGGAAAUCUUCAUGGGACUGUGCAAUCAUUAAUUGUCAGAUGCCUUUGACAUUGGGGUGCAUUCUGAACAGUACAAAUUUAAUUCACAUGAUGUCUAGCAAGUGCUACUUGGUUAUGUAAAAACAAAUUAAAAGCACAUUUUAUCGUAAGGCCCUGGUUCUUCCCAGGCCUGCCAGGAGGUUGUACAAAUUGCAGUAUGCUCACUGAAAGCUCUGGGAUUACUCAGUGUUAAGCAGAAGCAGCAAGUGGUACUCCAUAUAAUGUAAGAUUUUGUAUUUGUUUUUAAUUUCCUGUACCUUUAAUAGUUCUUUCUGGUAUAUAUUUUAAGGACCUCCGCAUUUUUCAUAGUUGGACCUUUCCAAAGCAAAAUGUAGUGUCCUCACCACAUCUUGAUCUGUUUUCUACUUGAUUUUAGAGAUUGGGUUCUCCAGCAUCAGCUAAGCCAAAGGAUUUCUGUGCCUAGACAUGCAUUACAAAGAGCUAUGUGUAUAUAUAAUUGUUAUUUCUAUUAUCAGUUGGACAAAUUCUGUUGUCUUUGUAUGUUUCCAUUGAGUCUUGCACGAGGCAAACUCCACCCUCAGCAACAUAAGUUUAGUUGCAGUCAGGAUUUGAAAGCUUAGGAGGGCUUUUUUUCUUUUGUAUUAACAGAAAGCAAAGCACGAAAUAUGCGUCAUGUAUCUUUAAGAAUAGUUAUGUGUGCUUCAUUUUAAGAAAUGUUAGUUUAUAUGUUUUAACUUCUUGUUCACAUAUAAGCUGUAAUGAUUACAUCUGUGAUGUGCUGCUGAGCAUUUGGAACGUCGGUAGAAUGACUGCGAUGCAUCUUAAAAUACAAGUUUCUGUUUGAGUACUCUAGCCAAAAUGAAAGUUCUUGAACUUUUGUGAAUGUCAAAGUGCAUAUAUUUAAGAACAUGGUGCUUGUUUAUUCACUUUUUCAAUAAGAAUUAUAAUCAGCAGUAUUUUUAGUUACCUUAGUUUCAAAUCUGAUGGAAAUUAUAUUGCUUUUCAUAUACUGUAAGAUAUGCUUCACAGGAUAACAACUGUGCAUUUGUUCUGUAUUUUUUUUAAAUAAAGCUGAAUAUCACUUGUA